AAAAACAAAUGUACAGCUGCCUGUCUCUGCCCUGCCCCCUUUGCUAAAAAAAAAAAACCCCAAAAAAACCAAACAAAAAAUUCUCUUAUUUCUAAUCCGUGUCGAAACACAGCGGACGGGCUGUCUGUAACAAUAUACAACCUAGAUAGAAGAACCGGCAUUAAGGACUCGUGUUUGAAUGAGACACGAUGAUGAAGAAGCAGUUCAAUCGUAUGAAGCUCUUGGCUGCUGCGGGGAAGGCACAAGAUGCGACUGAUCUCCUCAGUGAAGACUUGGUACAGGUGGAGCAGAGGGUGGAGCCAGCGAAGAAAGCCUCCCAGAUCGUCCACAAGAAGCUGAUUGGCUGCCUACAAGGACAGCAGGGAUUGGACGCCGAGAAACGCAUUAAAAAACUGCCCCUGCUGUCUCUGUCUCUUAGCAUGGCUGAAAGCUGCAAGGAUUUUGAUGGGGAGUCCAGCAUUCGGAGAGUGCUGGAAAUGUGCUGCUAUAUUGAGAAGACGCUGGCGAAGGCGUUGGCUGAUUUUGAAGUUCAGCUGGAGAAAGAAGUUCUGGAGCCUUUGAACAAGCUGAGUGAGGACGAUCUCCCAGAGAUUCUCAGGAAUAAGAAGCUUUUCGCUAAACUGACGACCGACUGGAUCAGUGCGAAGAACAGGAGCAGCUCGGGGGGGCAGGAGGAGGUGGAGGAGACCUGGAGGAAACUGGAACAAGUCAAAGACAUCUAUUCGGCAGAUCUGUACCAUUUUGCGACGAAAGAAGACGACUAUGCCAACUAUUUCAUCAGAUUGCUGGAGCUCCAAGCGCAGUAUCACAAGAGGUCCUUCGAAAUCUUAGACCCCAUGAUAACCGAACUGAAGGAAAACAGCAACAUCACAACCUCCCAGGGGAACAGCUCCUCCCAGGGCGUCUACGGCGUCUCUCUGGCCACUCACCUGAGAACCAGCUCCAGACAGAUCGCCCUCCCCAUUGAAGCGUGUGUGAAGAUGCUGCUGGUGAAGGGUAUGAGAGAGGAGGGCCUCUUCAGACUGGCAGCUGCAGCCUCUGUUGUGAAGAAGCUCAAGGCGGGGCUGGACUGUGGAAACAUCGACCCCACGGAGUUCUACUCCGACCCCCACGCCGUAGCGGGUGCUUUAAAGUCUUACCUGAGAGAGAUGCCACAGCCAAUGAUGACCUUUGAACUCUACAAUGAUUGGUUUAAAGCAGCCAGUGAAAAAGACCAACAGAAAAAGCUGGAGGGUUUUCAAGAACUGUGUUGCAAACUGCCACCAGAAAACUACAACAAUCUUAGGUAUCUUGUUAAGUUCUUGACUAAGCUAGCGGAGCUUCAUGAAGUUAAUAAAAUGUCCCCCAGCAAUAUCGCCAUCGUCCUGGGUCCUAACUUGCUGUGGCCACAGAACGAAGGCGAGACGUUGAUGCUGGACAUGGCGACCGCAUCCUCGGUGCAGGUGGUGAAGGUCAUCGAGCCUCUCAUUCAGUUUGCAGACAGGCUGUUCCCUGGAGAUGUCGAUUUUGAUAUCCCGACCCUCCCCAGCACCCCAACGGCAGUAGAGAAAGCCGUCCCACCUCCAGAGGAGAAGACAGUGGAGGAGCCAGCAGUCCAGACGGCGCCCCCUACAGGCAGAGGCAGCAUAGCCCCAGACAGCCCCCCGAAGUCCAGCCUUCAGGUCAGUACCUCCGCUCCAGCCAUCAUAAAGUCCGGUUCUGUGACACGACAGACCAGCCUGUGGGACAAUAUGAACCAGAACCAGAACCAGAACCGGGGCGGAGAGACCCAGGCCAUCCAGACACCAGCCCCCGAGACCCAGCCUCUCCCAAAACCUGGGGAGCCCUGCAGAGGCCCGGAUCUGCGCUGCUGUUUGAAAAUCCUUCAGCAGACGAACCCUCUGAUCCGCCUGUUGGGCCCGGCCGCCAAAAAAUCUGCAAACCACAGGCCUGCCAUCACCCAGGCCCCAGCUUGUGAACCGACUUCCAAAGCACUGAACCGGAUCAAGCCUCAGGCUCAAGUGAACACCCCAGCCCACAGGGAGAGCUGCGCCUCCAAGCCUAACCCAACCCUCCAGGCCCAGGCUUCACCGCAAAAGGCAGCCAGAGGGCGGAACCGCGCUAAAGGCGGUCUCAAAGUGCCCAAUUUCCCCCCGCCCCUCCCUCCUCAGCAGCCAAUCAAAAAACAGGUGUAGUCUCCUUCAAAGUAAGCUCCUGAAAAGGUAGUUUUGACCUGUUACAGAAUCUGCGACGGACAAUGGCUUUUCCAGGAAUCUCUGGAGAGGGUCUCCACGUAUAAAAUCAAAAAAUGGUGCAAACUUUUUUUUUUGUGGUCAAACUGUGACCCCAUUUUGUUAACCCUGUUAGUCCUGGAGUUCUGCCUUAUCUUGGCAUCCUGCCGUUGUGUGUGUGUGUGUGUGUGUGUAGUUCAAUAAUCAGGACGGACGGGGUUAAGUUCGAGGUGAAUUCCGCUCCACGCUCGUAGCAACAGGAGAGAGCUCCCUAGCAACCAGAAGUUAUUGCCAUCUUUGGUUUUGCAGAUUUAUCACUUCUUUGUCCUGUAUAAAGUGCUUUAAAUGUGUUCUGACCAAUUUAUUGUAUAGUCCAAUUAAAAAUAUAAUUUAAUUUAAUUUAAUAAUAUGCUAAGGCUUGGACAAAAUAAUAGGAACACCUGCCACAGCACUGUCAGUAUCACAGCAUGGCGCUAAUUCACCUGCUAUACCACUGUCAACAGCACAGCAUGGGACUGAUUCACCUGCUAUACCACUGUCAACAGCACAGCAUGGGACUGAUUCACCUGCUAUA
Messenger RNA from Polyodon spathula (Mississippi paddlefish), 2784 nucleotides. RefSeq names its product SH3-domain binding protein 1 (gene sh3bp1). Bases 189 to 2174 code for a protein of 661 amino acids. Gene Ontology annotation, molecular function: protein binding; GTPase activator activity. The transcript is spliced from 19 exons. Gene Ontology annotation, biological process: regulation of actin cytoskeleton organization; regulation of Rac protein signal transduction; signal transduction. Lineage: Eukaryota; Metazoa; Chordata; Actinopteri; Acipenseriformes; Polyodontidae. Gene Ontology annotation, cellular component: intracellular anatomical structure; cytoplasm; cytosol. The record is from RefSeq and is a predicted model, not a curated record.